AUGGUUCUCCUGCGUUUGGAGGUGAGGGUCUUCCCCAAGGAACCUGCGCCAACCCUCUCUUCUGAACGUGGCGGCCCAAAUACGAGUGUUUUCUCUCGGUUAAUCGGAAAUGGAGUUGGCAACUGCAACAAAGAGCCCGAGCAGAAUGGUGACCGGGCUGACAGCUACGACCUGGGCGAAGCGAACCCGGCCAAGCAAUACGCCUCGUUCCUUUUGCUGCUCAGAAACUCGGAUGAUCUCACAUUAGCGGAUCUUGCUCGCAGAAUUUGUGAUGAAUGGGCGACCUUCCGAUCCGACCAAGAACCUCUAGAAAUCAAGAAACUACUCGACGAUGCGAAUCCUACCGUUGACCUCAGCCUAUCAAUGACGGUUGCCGAUGUAUUUCUCGAUGUUGGCAAAGCAUUCUCCGACGGCCACGACCAGCGAGCGAUUGUCCGCGUGAUACAAAAGCCCGCCAGGCACGCGCCCCAGCGCUUUUCCUCGGUUGUCCAGGAUUGGGACGGUGCGGUGAAUAAGGCCUAUCAAUAUAAUUCACGUGUGGGAAACCAAUUCAGCCCAAUUGCGGAAGAAGAAUAUGCUCCCGCUUCGGCGCAAAAGUCCCCAGCUGGACAGCGAUCUCACGAUGCGCCCCUCCCCUCUGUCGAAAUCCAGUCUAAAUACCAUCGAGACGAGGCAAUUCCUGGCACUCCACCAAUUCGGAGCUCGGGCAGUGAGGAACUUGGCGACUCACCAAGUCCUGAGCAAGGCCGCAGGUCUAAGAAGCGCAAACCCAGCCCGGGUGAGAACGGACCAGUCAAGCAGCGCCGAGUUGGUGAAGAACAGCUGGAGGCUACGGAGCCCAGCCUCACCAGUCCCCAGAGGAAGCGCGUUAAUGUGCCCACCUUUGCGAGUCCGCAUCGGAGAGCUAGCCUGUCUGAGCGCCAAGUUCCGAACAACAGUAUUGGGCUAGGUGUUACCAAGAAACCCCGGGCCCAUGUCUACUCCACCAAAUGCACCGACUCCAUCCGGAAGCAUGCUUCCACCCUCUGCAAUGCGCAAGUCAUCUCCAGCAAGCAUCAAUUCGGAGAAGAGACGAUCUGUUUCCAUCAAUAA
Molecule: messenger RNA, 1092 nt
Organism: Penicillium cosmopolitanum
Lineage: Eukaryota; Fungi; Ascomycota; Eurotiomycetes; Eurotiales; Aspergillaceae
Exons: 3
Coding region: 1-1092 (363 amino acids)
Source: RefSeq, a predicted model, not a curated record